GCGCGCACACGGCUCUCCGAAACCGCGCGGCGUCGUCGACGAGCCGCCUCUCGCAAUCAACUCGCGACAAACGAAACAAAAACGCAUCGCGCGAUUAAUACACGCAGCGGAUCAACGCGGAGCGGUGCGAAUAUUGUGCGCUGGAAGAAAAAUGUGCUUGCGGCGGGCGGCGGCCGCCGGUGGUGUGAGCCGCGAUCGUCAACUGUUUCCGUCGUUGUCACGGCAACUGUCAACAAAUUAAUCGCGACCAUCUUUUCACGCACACGAUUUCCAUUUGUUUCGGUUCAAACAAGUGCAGCAAUCGCUUGGAUUACACACAUUUAACCAACAAAACAAGAGUUUUAAGUUGUAUCAUAAGUUUCUAAUAAGUUCCAAUUGUUGUUAAUGUGAUUUUCCGCGACCAACCAGCUUAAAUGAACGCUUGGUUCAGCUCAGGUGGUACGUUAUUAAGUGCAGGCACGAUUUCGUCACCGUGGACAGCGGUCACAGGACCCGCGGCCGAUGCGAAUGGCCCGGGUCCGGACACGAAAAACCUCGAUGUCGGGGACAUGAGCGAUGACGAAAAAGAUAUGGCGGCGGCCGACGCCGAAGGUGUCUGGAGUCCGGACAUCGAGCAGUCCUUCCAGGAGGCGUUGGCCAUAUACCCGCCAUGCGGCCGACGGAAAAUCAUUCUCUCCGAUGAAGGGAAAAUGUAUGGACGCAACGAGCUCAUCGCGAGGUACAUCAAACUGCGGACGGGGAAGACGCGCACGCGGAAACAAGUCAGCAGUCACAUACAGGUUCUUGCCCGCCGGAAAUUACGGGAGAUUCAAGCCAAACUAAAAGUGCAAUUUUGGCAACCUGGACUUCAGCCGGGCACGUCUCAAGAGGAACAUUUUAGUGUGAAACCCUUCUCUCAAAGUACCUAUCCUGGUGGGAAACCGGCAACGGCGGUAUCCAGCGGGGAGGUGGGCGCGUUACAAGCGCCGCCCCCGCCGCCGUGGGAAGGCCGCGCGAUUGCCACGCACAAAUUGCGGUUGGUUGAGUUUUCCGCCUUUAUGGAGUCUACCAAUCGGGAGGAAUCAGUGGGCAGCAAAGACGAGUACCAGAGGCAUCUCUUUGUUCACAUUGGCGGGCCCGCCAUUACCUAUUCGGAUCCACUGCUGGAGGCCGUUGAUGUGCGACAAAUCUACGACAAAUUCCCGGAGAAGAAGGGCGGUCUCAAGGAGCUCUACGACAAGGGCCCGCAGAACGCCUUCUUCCUUGUCAAAUUCUGGGCGGAUCUCAAUACGAACGUGCAGGACGAGGCCGGUGCUUUCUACGGUGUUACAAGCUCGUAUGAAAGUAAUGAAAAUAUGACAAUAACGUGUAGCACAAAGGUGUGCUCGUUCGGCAAGCAGGUCGUAGAGAAGGUUGAGACGGAAUACGCGCGAUAUGAAAACGGACGGUUUGUUUAUCGCAUUCACCGGUCACCGAUGUGUGAAUACAUGAUUAAUUUCAUCCACAAGUUGAAGCAUCUGCCUGAAAAGUACAUGAUGAACAGCGUGCUGGAAAACUUUACGAUAUUACAAGUGGUGAGUAAUCGUGACACGCAGGAGACGUUGCUCUGCACGGCGUACGUGUUUGAGGUGUCGACAUCCGAACACGGCGCCCAGCAUCACAUCUAUCGACUAGUGAAAGAUUAGUAGUGUAAGCGCCGAAUUCCACCCACCACCUCCCCCGAAACACGUACAACGGCGAAGUCCUACUAACGCACCUCUCCGCCCGUUCGAUGUAUGUACUCUAUUUAUGGAUACGAUGUAAGGAAUCAAAUAACAAAUAAGGAUAAACUUUAACAAAAAGAAGAAAUCAAGACGAUGGCGAUCCAGGAUGCCAAUCGCCGUCGCUCGACAGCCUGACACGCAGUGCCUAAUUACACACACCUUUAUUAUAAAAGAAUGAUAGUAUUAAUGAAUUAGUUUACUGAUGUGCGCCAUAUGGAAAACUAUGAUCCAUGGAGACGAAUUGAUAUCUUAUAUAGAGAGAGAGAAAAAAACGCGUGAAAUUAUGAAUGGUAAUCUCAGUCGCCAACAAUCGGCAUCGUACUUUUUAUUAGUUUAUUGUGAAUUUUAUUUAUUUUACACAACCGGAACCGAUAUUUUUUUACGACGAGAGAACACAUAUCUGUACUUACAAAUAUCAGCAAGUUUUGUGCAAUUUUUACACACACUUUUUGUUUGUAUCGAGAGAAACAAAUUACGAUGAUGAAUGUGAAUGUGAGGUAGCUCGAAUACGGAAACACUUGGCCGAACCAAUGAAAUUGGUUGUGAGGGAAAUUGCAGCUGAAAUUGUCCUGGAUGUAGACGUAGCAGAUAAACAGAAUUUACACGGUUGGGGAGAGAGAACUUUUCUAAAUUUAAAUGUAUUAUUAAGAAUUUAUUGCAAUCGCCGGAGUAGAAGACAAUGAUACUGAAACGGAUUGCAGAUGACAAUAAUUCGAUCAAUAACAAUUAAACAAUAAACCAAGCGACGGAGCACAGGUUGUAAGGUGUAAAUUGUAAUGUUGCCGCCGGAAUAAGCGCAAAUAUCCAAACACACACGCUACAAAAGAUACGAUACAGAAAGAGAAAAACAAGGAUACUGACAAAAAUUACAACAAAAUUAAACAUUUCGCUAUUAAUACAUAUUUAUGUGAUGAUUUUAUAUACAUAGAUUUAUAUAUAAAUUAUAUAAAAUAGAUAUAUUACGAUUAUAAUUAAUGAAAUGAUGAUUGAAGCGAAUGCGCAACUGAAAAAUGAGAACAUGACCAAGACGUAUAUCAACACUUUUGGAGCGAACAGUAUUGGCGGUUUAAUUAAUUGUUUAAUGCGAUUCCUGGCUUUGUGUUCAUCAAAUCUUGGUUUUAAUUUUGCCGAGCAGCGAAAGUGUACUUUAAAUAAUUUUUUGCUAAAGUUUAUUUGAUAAAUGUUACGCGAGUACCUUUUUUAGCGGAUAAUGUAAGCGACUAGCAGCAAUUCUAGAUGAUGAUGAUGAUGCGGAGGAGAAGAUGAUUACAUGAUGAUAAUCGUAUUAGACUUUUGCUAUUAAUUUUAGAUUCAGCGCAGAAUAAUAUAUCGUACUGAGAGUUUCGUUGCAAUAGUAUUUUUUACACGCAAAUUUGGUGCAAUCUUCCGUGGUCUAAUCGAAAUUGAGAUGUUAAUCAACGUGAAGAUGAUAGAUAAACUGAGAUUGAAGUUUUGAUUAUUGAUUGGUACUCAGAUUUUAUCGAUAUGUAUAACAUAUGAUUUUAUUGCGAUCAAUCUCGUAACGUUUUGUGGCAAUGAUUUUUUUGUUUUCUUUUUUUCUUUGAUUUUUAUUUAAUUUUAUUUUCUACAUAUUCAGUUCGUUUACACAAUGAAUUAAUAAGAUAUCGAUUUAUUAUUUUUGAUCUCUAAUUGUAGUCGGAUUAAUGUUUAAUUAUAUUUUUCGGCAGUGCAUAAUUUAGUUUGUAAGCGAGCGAACGAGAAAAAGUACUUUUAUACGAUGUGUAUUUUUAAAAAAUCGGCCAUUUUAUUAUUAUUACAGACUUAGCGUUAGUAUCUAAGUUCGAUUACAGAUUUACGUUUAUCGAUUAUGUAAGCAAUUGAUUAUGUCCUAGGUUAAUUAAAGAGCGCAUCAACUACUAUAUAGCAGCAGCACCGAAUCAACGACUACAUGCUAGAUCUUUUGUGUAAAUACCGAUUUUUGUAAAAUUCGUAAAACACACACACACACACACGCAAACAAACCAACAAUUUUCGUGGCGGCUUAAAUGAUAAUGAGGGACGAUUUUUAAAACGAUUCGAUGAUUCGUUACGAUGUUGAGCUACCAUAUCACCGGUUGCCAUAUCAUGUAAUUACAUAAAAAUGUAGAUGAAUUGGACGAAAACAAAAUACGAUUAUUAUAUUAUUACGAAAGAAAUUAAUACAAGAAGCGAUUGAAGAAUUAUUCUAUACUUCUCGAUCUUUUAUCUGUAUGUGUACAGUAUUUUAAAUGAAAUUGAUAUAAAAAAUAAGAAAUU
Messenger RNA from Dalotia coriaria, 3998 nucleotides. Its product is annotated as protein scalloped-like. Gene Ontology annotation, molecular function: DNA-binding transcription factor activity, RNA polymerase II-specific; RNA polymerase II cis-regulatory region sequence-specific DNA binding. Gene Ontology annotation, biological process: embryonic organ development; hippo signaling; regulation of transcription by RNA polymerase II. Gene Ontology annotation, cellular component: transcription regulator complex. Bases 414 to 1664 code for a protein of 416 amino acids. The transcript has 9 exons. Lineage: Eukaryota; Metazoa; Arthropoda; Insecta; Coleoptera; Staphylinidae. The record is from RefSeq and is a predicted model, not a curated record.